AAGUGUGAUGUAAUCCAGUUCGUAAGUGCUCGUAAGCUAUAUCCGAGGUACAAAGAAAUUUUGUGUCUUCCUGGUGUCUUCCGAAUAGUUAGGAGUUACGAAGUUAAACUGUGCGUGGAGAACUUUUUUACUUCUGCUAAGGCAAAUAGAAUAUAUCGUCAUGAACAUAGCAACAUUAAGAAAAGUGAUAAAACUUACCACUCCGUGGCGCCAUUUUGUAGAUAUUAAUAAGUUCUUUCAUCCAAACGUUUGUCACGUUUGCAAGAAAAUAAAUAGUACAGACGUUACCUUGAUACCAUGCUCUAAAUGCCACAUGAUUUUUUACUGCAACGAUGAACACAAAGAAGUAGAUAGAAUACACCACGUACAAUUAUGCGAAUUUUUACAAGAUUUUAUAAAGGACAAUGUAGAACAUCUCAAGUAUCCUUUAAGUACAGCCGAUUGGAUCCAAACACGGAAGGAAUUUCUGAUUAAACUGAAAGAAAAAAUGCCACGAGAAUUGUACCCAUAUGAAGUGCAGAUAAUACUUUUCGCAAAAUCGUGUAGUAUCUGUCAUCGGCAAUCGGAUUUGCAGCCAUGUUGCGUGUGCUAUUCUGACAACUAUUGCGAAGAACAUGAAUUAGAAUUUCGACAACAGCACCGAAAUAAUUGCCAUCAAUUAUUAUUUUGUCUCAAUUUAGAUAUCUUAAGUCUUCUGUGUGAAGGAUUUAUAAACAUAACCAAGGAACCUUGUGAAGGAAGAGCAUAUAUUGAUAACAUGCAAGAUUAUAUUGCAGAUUGUAUCCGUCGUGAUACUGAUGGGAAACGUGAAUUUUGGGAAUCCAAAGAUUAUUUUUAUAGCGAUUAUGUGUCAGGACCGUUAACACUAUAUCAUGGAAUGAAGAAUGCAGGCUUAUUAAAUCUUCCAGUAAUGAAUAGACCUCAAUUUGUUAUUCAUAUUGUGGCACCAAGCCUCCUUGAAGUGAAAUAUGCAAGUGCUUGGGAACUUGUUUUGCAUUUGUUACGUAAGAUAAAGAAGUUAACAAUUGUAGUGAUAGGAGCACAAUUAAUGAAUACUGUCAGUUGCACAACUAAGAAAGAAGUUUGCACUUCGUGCGAAACAUUACAACAGGAGUUUUACUAUGAGGUUUGUCAUAUGUUAUACUAUGAUUAUAUAAGCAGCCCAUCAUAUAAACAUCCAAAUGUGAUUAUUAUAUCUGAAGCUGAUUUGAUGAAUCAUGAGACAAUAAUGGAUAUUCUAAGGGCAUCACAAAUUAAAUGCCCAUUAAUUCUAACUUCAAGGUCGCAAUCUAAAGCAGGAGAAAAUAUAAAUAAGAUGAAAGAACUUCUAAAUAUAACACCUACAUAUAAUAACCAAAAUCACUACAAAUCCUAUAAACCAUGGAGAUGUUAUGAGACAGGUACUCUCUAUUAUCGUAAUAGUUAUGUAACGAUUUAUAAGAAUUUAUAUCCAUCUAAAGAUACAUUUGAAACAUAUCACAUGCCUUUACAACUAUCAUCUGAAGAGACCACAUCUGAAUCGAGUGAACAGCAAUCAUAUGUACUGGAAUUAAUUGAACAGAUGCCAUUUAAACAGGAGUUAAAUGAGCAGGAGACAUGUGAGCAGGAAUUAAGUAAACAGGAGUUAACUAAUUAUAUAUCAAUUGAAUUGGAGUCAAAUACACAAAAGUCAUGUAGACAGGAGCCAGUGGAACAGGAAUCAAGUGGUCAAGUAUCACAUACAGCAGAACAAUAUGAACAGACAUUAGAUAAAAUAACAUUAUGUGUACCAGAGACAUGUGUGAAGAGCGUAUGUGAACAGGAGCCAUGUGAACCGCAAUUAAGUGAAUGGGAUAGAUGUGAGCAGUUACUACCUAGACUGGAACUAUCUGAGCAGGAAUCAAAUGAACUAGAAAUACUACUAUUGACACAUAAAUGGAAGCAAAAUGGGCAGAGAGUACAUAUCGAGUCAUAUGCACAACAGACACAUAAAAAGAAAGCACAUGAGCAAAAUCCAUGCAAAAAGGAAUCAAGUGAACAAGAUACAUGUGGGUUGUUACCACUUGAACAGAAACCAUCUGAGCAGGUACCAAAUGAACUAGAGCAAUGUUUGCAGCAUUCAUGUCAUGUGGAUCCAUAUGAAGAGAAAUUACAUAAAAUGAAGUAUGCACAGCAGCAGACACAUGAAAAGAAGACACGUGAGGAGAAUCUAUCUGAGCAGGAAUCAAAUGAACAAGAUACAUGUGGGCAGUUAUCAUGUGGACAAGAGCAACAUAAGCAGGAAUCGAGUGAAAAGGAGUUACACGAAACGCAGUCACGUGAAAAAGAGGCAUGCGAACAGCAAUCAGUUGGACAGUAUACAUUUGGGCCAUUACUACCUAGAUUGAAACUAUCUAAGCAGGAUUUAAGUGAACUAGCACAAAUGCAGCGGUUGUCACGUAAAUGGAAACGAAAUGAACAGAGAUUAUCUAAAAUGGAAUUAUAUGCAUGGCAGACAUGUGAACAAGAGGCAUGUGAGCAAAAUCCAUGCAAAAAGAAGUCAAGUGGACAAGAUACAUGUGAGCAGUUACCACGUGGACAAGAACAUGAGCAGAAAUCGAUUGAAAAGGAGUCACAUAAAACACAGUCACGUGAAAAGGAGGCAUGUGAACAGGAACCAUGUGAACAACAAUCAAUUAAACGGUAUACAUCUGGGCCGUUACUACAUAGACAUGAGCUACCUGAACAGGAAUCAAGUGAACUAGCACAAAUAGUACGGUUGUCACGUAAAUUGAACCAAGAUGAACAGAGAUUACGUAAAAUGAAGUUAUGUGCACGGGAGAUGCGUGAACAGGAAGCACGUGAGCAAAAUCCAUGCGAACAGAAAUCAAGUGAACGAGAUACAUAUGGACAGUUACCAUAUGGACAGAAACUGCAUGACAAGAAAUUAAGUGAACAGGAAUUAUACGAAACGCAGUCACGUAAUAAGAAGGUACGUGAACGAGAGCCAUGUGAACAGCAAUCAAUUGAACGGUAUACAUGUGAGCAAUUACCACUUGAACAGAAACUAUCUGAGCAGGAACCAAAUGAACUAGAACAAUGUUUGCAGCGAUUAUGUGAUGUGGACCCAUAUGAAGAGAGAUUACAUAAAAUAGAGUAUGCACAGCAGACAUGUGAAAAGAAAGCACAUGAGGAGAAUCUAUGCAAGCAGGAAUCAAGUAAACAAGAUACAUGUGGGCAGUUACCAUGUGGACAAGAACUACAUGAGCAGGAAUCGAAUGAAAAAGAGUUACAUGGAACGGAAUCACGUAACAAGGAGGUACAUAAACAGGAGCCAUAUGAACAGCAAUUAAUUGAACCGUAUAUAUCUAGACCUUUACUACGUCAACAGAAACUAUCUAAGCAGGAAUCAAGUGAACUAUCGCAAUAUUUGCGGUUCUCACGUAAAUGGAAGCGAGAGGAACAGAGAUUCCGUAAAGUGGAGUUAUGUGCACGGCAGAUACAUGAAAAAAAGGCACGUGAGCAAAGCCCAUGCGAACAGGAAUCAAGCGAACGAGAUACAUAUGAGCAGUUACCACGUGGACAAGAACUACAGGAGCAGGAAUCGCGUGAAAAGGAGUUAUACGAAACGCAAUCACAUGAAAAGGAGACAUGUGAACAAGAGCCAUGUGAACAGGAAUCAAUCGAACAGUAUACUUCUGGGCCGUUACUUCGUAGACAGGAACUAUCUGAGCAGGAAUCAUAUGAACUAAUACAAUUUCUGCGAUUGUCACGUACAUGGAAGGAAGAUAAACAAAGAUUACCUAAAAUGGAGUUAUAUGUACGGCAGACAUGUGAGCAGGAGGCACGUGAGCAAAAUCCAUGCGAACAGGAAUUAAGUGAAGAAGAUACAUGUGAGCAGUUACCACGUGGACAAGAACUACAUGAGCAGGAAUCAAGCUUACCAGUGCAUUCUGUGAAUAUGUUACGUAAAUCAAAACAGUAUGAGCAGAAAUUACAUAUAUGGAAGCUACAUGAAGAGAAAUUAUGUAAAAUGGAGUUAUGUGCACGGCAGACACGUGAAAAGGAGGCACGUGAACAAAAUCCAUGUGAGCAGAAAUUGAGUAAACGAGAUACAUGUGAGCAGUUAUCUCUCGGACAGAAAUUGUCUGAGCAGGAAUCAAGUAAACAGCAACUAUAUAAAACGGAGUCGCAUAAGAAGGAGACACGUGAACAGGAACCAUGCGAACAGAAAUUAAAUGAACAAGCACGUGAGGAGAAAGCAAAUGAACGAGAUCCAUGUAAGCAGAAAGCACGUGAACAAGAGCUAUGUCAACAGGAAUCAAGUGAGCAGUAUUCAAGUCAACAAGAGGCAAUUAAAAAGGAAACAUCUGACUCGAAAUCAAGUGAACAGUCCUGUAAAUCCGUGCUGAUUGAACAGGAAUCAAGUGAGCAUGUAUCAAGUAAACUGGAAUCAAUGGAACAGGAGUCACGUAGACGGAAUUUAUCUGAACAGAAAUUAAAUGAACAGGAGUCACGUGUACAGGAAUCAAGUGAACGAGAUUUAUGUCAGCAGGAAACAUGUGACCUAUGUGAACAAGAAUCAAGUAAGCAGGAUUCAAAUGAACAGGAGUCAAGUAAAAAAAAGACCUUUGACUUGAAGUCAAGUAAAGAGUUAUAUGAACCAGAGUCAAGUAAGCAGGAGUUAGGUAAACAAGAAUCAAAUAAACAACAAACAAAAAAGCCAGAGGCAAAUGAAGAAGAAUCAAGUAAACAAGAGUUAAGUAAAAAAGAGACAUCUAAGUCAAAAUCAAUUGGACAAUCAUAUGAAUCUAUGUUAAUUGAGCAAAAGUCAAGUGAGCAUAAGUCAACUAAACUGGAAUCAAAAGAACAAGAGUCACGUGAACAGGAGCCAUUUGAAGAGAAGUUAAGUGAACGGCAGACAUGUGAGCAGGAACCAAGUGAACGGGAUCUAUGUGAGCAGGAACCACGUGACCUAGAGUCAAGUAAGCAGGAUUCAGACGAACAAAAGUCAAGUAAAAAGGAGACCUCUGACUUGGAGUCAAGUGAACAGUUAUAUGAGUCAGAGUCAAAUAAGCAGGAGUUAGGUAAACAAGAAUCAAAUAAACAACAAACAAAAGAGCUCGAGGCAAAUGAAAAAAAAUCAAGUAAACAAGAGUUAAGUAAAAAAGAAACAUCUAAGUCGAAAUCAAUUGGACAAUCAUAUGAAUCUAUGUUAAUUGAGCAAAAGCCAAGUGAGCAUGAGUCAACUAAACUGGAAUCAAAAGAACAGAAGUCAAGUGAACAGGAGCCAUCUGAAGAGAAGUUAAGUAAACGGCAGACAUGUGAGCAGGAACCAAGUGAACGGGAUCUAUGUGAGCAGGAACCACGUGACCUAGAGUCAAGUAAGCAGGAUUCAGACGAAGAGUCAAGUAAAAAGGAGACCUCUGACUUGGAGUCAAGUGAACAGUUAUAUGAGUCAGAGUCAAAUAAGCAGGAGUUAGGUAAACAAGAAUCAAAUAAACAACAAACAAAAGAGCCCGAGGCAAAUGAAGAAGAAUCAAAUGAACAAGAGUUAAGUAAAAAGGAGACAACUAAGUCGAAAUCAAUUCGACAAUCAUAUGAAUCUAUGUUAAUUGAGCAAAAGCCAAGUGAGCAUAAGUCAACUAAACUGGAAUCAAAAGAACAGAAGUCAAGUGAACAGGAGCCAUCUGAAGAGAAAUUAAGUGAACGGCAGACAUAUGAGCAGGAACCAAGUGAACGGGAUCUAUGUGAGCAGAAACCAUGUGACCUAGAGUCAAGUAAGCAGGAUUCAAAUGAACAAGAGUCAAGUAAAAAGGAGACCUCUGACUUGGAGUCAAGUGAACAGUUAUAUGAGCCAGAGUCAAAUAAGCAGGAGUUAAGUAAACAAGAAUCAAAUAAACAACAAACAAAAGAGCUCGAGACAAAUGAAGAAAAAUCAAGUAAACAAGAGUUAAGUAAAAAAGAAACAUCUAAGUCGAAAUCAAUUGGACAAUCAUAUGAAUCUAUGUUAAUUGAGCAAAAGUCAAGUGAGCAUGAGUCAACCAAACUGGAAUCAAAAGAACAGGAGUCACGUGAACAGGAGCCAUUUGAAGAGAAGUUAAGUGAACGGCAGACAUGUGAGCAGGAACCAAGUGAGCGGGAUCCAUGUGCGUAGGAACCACGUGAACGGGACGUGAAUAGAAGUUAGGAAUUAAGUAAACAUGAGUUAAAUGAACAACAAACAAAUGGACCAGGGUCAAGUGAACAGGAGUCAAAUAUACAGAAAUUAAAUAAAAAUUAGAUAUCUAAAACUACAGUAGCUAAAUUGUCAUAUAAACCCUUGUUAAAUAAGGAGUCGAGUAAAGAGGAUUUACAUAAAAGGAAGACAUUUAUAUCGAUCAUUUAUAAAGAUCAUCUUUACAGAAGUUACUUGUGAAUAGUUCAUCUCUGAUCAGAAUCAUUUCAUAUGGUAUGAAGCUCUCACGUACGUUUGUCACAUUGUCGUCACAUAAUAAUAUUAUCGUAAAAAAUAUAAA
Harpegnathos saltator (Jerdon's jumping ant) is the source of this 6476-nucleotide messenger RNA. RefSeq names its product trichohyalin. The coding region runs from base 161 to 6115 and encodes 1984 amino acids. The transcript is spliced from 3 exons. The record is from RefSeq and is a predicted model, not a curated record. NCBI's taxonomy places the organism in Eukaryota, Metazoa, Arthropoda, Insecta, Hymenoptera, Formicidae.